GCUGCGGCUACCGGCCGGAUUUCGACACGCCCCACGCCUCCGUCUUGGGCAAUGCCCGCAUCGUGGGGGGCGCGAGGGCGCGUGCUGGGAAAUGGCCCUGGGUGGUCAGCAUUCAGACCAGCUCCUACCACUUCUGCGGGGGCAGCAUCGUCCACCCCUGGUGGGUGCUGUCCGCCGCUCACUGCUUCACCGACAGGAGGGAAGGCAUCCGGGUGGCGGCCGGAAGCCCCAACCUGGGCCGGAACAACGUCACCCGCUGGGUCCGGAAAAUCCACCUGCACCCGCUCUACAACCCCCGGACCUACGACAACGACCUGGCGCUGCUGCUGCUGGAGAAGGCCAUCCCGCACAGCUGGUUCCACACCGCCCUCUGCCUGCCAGACCACACCAUCGUCCCCGACGACAACAUGUGGGAGAGCUGCUUUGUGGCCGGCUGGGGCCUUACCAAAGCCG
Messenger RNA from Notechis scutatus (mainland tiger snake), 453 nucleotides. The record is from RefSeq and is a predicted model, not a curated record. Lineage: Eukaryota; Metazoa; Chordata; Lepidosauria; Squamata; Elapidae.